Messenger RNA from Oncorhynchus gorbuscha (pink salmon), 497 nucleotides. Its product is annotated as ABC transporter G family member 20-like. Gene Ontology annotation, biological process: transmembrane transport. The transcript is spliced from 4 exons. The coding region runs from base 93 to 482 and encodes 129 amino acids. NCBI's taxonomy places the organism in Eukaryota, Metazoa, Chordata, Actinopteri, Salmoniformes, Salmonidae. Gene Ontology annotation, cellular component: plasma membrane; ATP-binding cassette (ABC) transporter complex. The record is from RefSeq and is a predicted model, not a curated record. Gene Ontology annotation, molecular function: ABC-type transporter activity.
CUCCAGGUGUUAGUUCGUUGGAGACAGUGCUGGCCCAUCUCAUCUCCCAGCUGUUUGUCAUCAGUAUCCAGGUCAUUCUACUACUGCUCUUAAUGCUGCUCGUCUUCAAGAUCCCUAAUGAGGGGAGCCUGGUGUUGGUUAUAGCUCUGAUUGGGCUGCAGGGUGUGACUGGCAUCUCCUUUGGUCUGGUCAUCUCAUCCGCCAUCGAUGACGAACAGAACGCCAACCAGGCUGCCCUUGGUAUCUUCUACCCCAACCUCAUCGUUAGUGGUAUAAUCUGGCCUGUGGAAUGCAUCCCCUAUCCACUACGUUACAUCAGUCUGGCCCUGCCCCAGACCUACGCUUCUGAAGCCCUACGAUGCAUCAUGUACAGAGGCUGGGGUCUCUCCAGGAUGAUGGUGUGGCGAGGCUUCGCUGUCACCCUGGGCUGGAACACUUUCUUCGUCAUCCUGGCCAUCGUCAUCCUCAAGCUGAGGACCUGAGACGUCUACCUGGGG